AUGGCUGCAAGAUUGUCUCUUACUGCUCGUAGAGGACUCCUACGAGCUUCUAACCUACCUUCAGCCCGUCUACUUACCCCAAUUGCUCGUUCGAACCUCCUCCGUACCACAUCUCUCGUCCUUCCAGCUACCCAUGUCACUCCGAUCUCUGUCCGCCAAUAUGCAAAGGGACGCCCUCACCCUCCAGGCGGUACCCAUCGCAUGGACAUGAGUGGAGGCGAAGAGAAAUCCGCUCUCGAACAAUAUGGUGUUGACCUUACCGAUAAGGCGAAAGCUGGCAAGCUUGACCCAGUAAUUGGUCGAGACUCGGAGAUUCAUCGCACGAUUCAGAUUCUAUCUAGACGAACCAAGAACAACCCGGUGCUCAUCGGUGCAGCUGGUACCGGCAAAACUGCCGUUCUCGAAGGCCUGGCCCAGCGAAUUGUACAAGGCGAUGUUCCGGAAAGCAUCAAGAACAAACGGGUGGUCUCACUAGACUUGGGAUCGUUGAUUGCGGGUGCUAAAUUUCGUGGUGACUUCGAAGAACGCCUCAAAGCCGUACUCAAGGAAGUAGAAGAUGCCCAUGGAGGAGUCAUUCUCUUCAUCGAUGAGCUUCACACCUUACUAGGCUUGGGUAAAGCCGAAGGCAGCAUUGAUGCUAGCAACCUGCUCAAACCUGCACUUUCACGAGGCGAUCUCCAAUGCUGCGGUGCUACUACCCUGAAUGAAUAUCGAUUGAUCGAAAAGGAUGUAGCUCUCGCUCGACGGUUCCAGCCUAUCUUGGUUGGUGAACCGUCGGUUCCCUCAACCAUCUCCAUUCUGCGUGGUAUCAAAAAUAAAUAUGAAGUGCACCACGGUGUCAGAAUUACGGACGGUGCGUUAGUUGCUGCCGCCACCUACAGCAACCGCUACAUAACCGAUCGAUUCUUGCCUGACAAAGCAAUUGACCUUGUUGAUGAAGCUGCAUCAGCACUGCGCUUGCAGCAAGAGUCAAAGCCAGACUCCAUCCGGGAGCUGGAGCGUGACAUAACCACUAUUCAAAUUGAGCUCGAGUCUCUUCGUAAGGAGACUGAUGUUAGUAGUCGCGAACGACGAGACAAGCUUAAAGAAGAACUCAAGAUCAAGCAAGACGAGGUCGGUGAAUUGACAAAGGCCUGGGAGAAGGAGAAGUCUGAAAUCGACGCCAUCAAACGUACCAAGGAAGAUCUGGAACGUGCCCGAUUCGAAUUAGAGCAAGCUCAGCGGGAAGGAAAUUUCGCAAAAGCCGGAGAGCUGAGAUACUCCACCAUCCCCGAGCUCGAAGGCAAGCUCCCCAAAGAUGGUGCUGAGCAAGACGCUGGGCCACAGACUUUAAUUCAUGACUCGGUGACUGCAGAUGACAUUGGCAACGUUGUUUCUCGAACUACAGGCAUUCCUGUCAGCAAGCUCAUGGCGGGAGAAGUCGAAAAGUUGAUUCAUAUGGAGGACACUCUUCGAAAGUCAGUUCGUGGACAAGAUGAAGCUCUUUCUGCGGUCGCGAACGCUGUUCGUAUGCAACGAGCUGGUCUCAGUGGCGAGAAUCGUCCCCUGGCAUCCUUCAUGUUCCUUGGUCCUACUGGUGUUGGAAAGACGGAACUUUGCAAGAAAAUGGCCGAGUUCCUCUUCUCCACCGAAACUGCAGUUGUGCGCUUUGACAUGAGUGAAUUCCAAGAGAAGCACACAAUCAGCCGCCUGAUUGGUUCUCCUGCCGGAUAUGUUGGGUAUGACGAUGCCGGUCAGCUUACCGAGGCCGUCAGACGCAAGCCUUACGCCGUUUUGCUAUUUGACGAAUUUGAGAAGGCGCAUCGGGAUAUCUCUGCACUAUUGCUGCAGGUUCUCGAUGAGGGAUUCCUGACUGAUGCUCAGGGCCACAAGGUCGAUUUUAGAAACACCUUAAUUGUUCUGACUUCGAACCUUGGUGCCGACAUUUUGGUUGGAGCAGACCCCAUCCACUCUCACAAGGACUUUGGAGACGCCGAGCUGUCUUCCGACAUCAAAUCAGCCGUCAUGGAUGUGGUUCAGGGAGCAUACGCACCCGAAUUCCUAAACCGUAUCGACGAAUUUAUUAUCUUCAAGCGCCUGUCCCGCGAGGCUCUACGUGAUAUCGUCGAUAUCCGUCUCAAGGAGCUGCAGGCCAGACUUGAUGACCGUCGCAUGACUCUACAAGUUGAUGAUGAGAUCAAGGACUGGCUCUGCCAGAGAGGCUAUGAUCCCAGAUUUGGUGCUCGGCCUUUGAACCGUCUAAUUUCCAAGGAAAUUGGAAAUCGAUUAGCUGAUAAGAUCAUCCGCGGUGAAAUUGUUUCUGGUCAAACUGCCCGCGUUUCUCUUGAUGACGCCAAGUCUGGACUUGUAGUCACCACCCAGGAGGAGUAA
This is a messenger RNA of Penicillium nucicola, 2370 nucleotides long. RefSeq names its product chaperone ATPase HSP78 (gene hsp78). Gene Ontology annotation, cellular component: cytoplasm; mitochondrial matrix. Gene Ontology annotation, molecular function: ATP binding; ATP hydrolysis activity. The record is from RefSeq and is a predicted model, not a curated record. The transcript has a single exon. Gene Ontology annotation, biological process: cellular response to heat. The coding region runs from base 1 to 2370 and encodes 789 amino acids. NCBI's taxonomy places the organism in Eukaryota, Fungi, Ascomycota, Eurotiomycetes, Eurotiales, Aspergillaceae.